AUGGAUAGCGGGAGGGGUACAUGGACAGAGUUGGUCUGGUGCCUUUCUUUUUAUCUUAGAGUCCUAUCUCGCAUUGAGCAAGACAUUGUGCCACCUAACACAAGUUCAGCGUUCAGUCUGCUUCUUCUGAAGUCAUCAGAGGAGAUUAAACACUUUAUACCUCAUGGCUACCCGCUGACUUCGGUUAACAGUGAUUUCAAGGCAACCUGCAAACUCCUGGCCCCACGUCAUGGAUAUACCUACUCGUUCAAUCUUCAAGACGUUGAGUUACUGGAUACUGCCAUUUGUUCCAGAAAAUACGAAGCGCCAAUUAAAGAAAAUCACUUGUGUAUAUCACAAAGGUUCUGUCUCCAAAAUGCUCUUGGAGGCAUACUUACAUGCACUAACUCAACCCUGGGCUUCCACUCCGAAGGUGCAGACUGUUUUCAAGGUCAAAUCGGCUGGCCCGUCCUUAUCUCUGUGGUAACAGAUGAUGUUCGAGAGUGGAUACUACAAAUAACUGGAAAGGAUCAUGGUGGCUGUGGUUAUGCCAACAACGGCCUCUUCCCAUGGUUCACUUACUUCAAUGUUAGCACACACAAAACGGAGUUUUGCCUUGGAACUUACGUGCAGAAUGACACAUUCCCUCUUAUCACCUCAGCCAGAUGUCUGCGUCAAUGUCUUCGGAUAAACCUAAAGCAAAACGGAUGCUCUUUGGAGAAAGUUUGGGAGGAUCAGGAUGAUGCUGAUCUCUGUGCAGCUAAGAACAUCACAAUCCGAGUUUCUAAUGCCGUGUCACCGUGGCGGAGGUGCUUGGUGGCACAUCUUGAAUCGUCGAAUCACAAGAAGGUGCUUUUCGACCGAGUUAAUUUGUCCAGCUUCACCGAAUGCAGACAUGAACGCUUUUAUCAUCCUCUGCUUGCCGAUCAAAGUCUUUGUAUUAGUGCCGUGGAAGGUGAGCUCAACUGCGCGGCUUGGGGCGAGGUCGGUUUGGUGCAGUGCCAACGCGCUACGGACAGCCUCUGGGAGUUCAUUGGUUUGACGCAGGCAUGUCCCCGGAACUCGACGCAGAAGUGGAUAUUACGGCUACUUGAGCUUUGA
Molecule: messenger RNA, 1080 nt
Organism: Mesocestoides corti
Lineage: Eukaryota; Metazoa; Platyhelminthes; Cestoda; Cyclophyllidea; Mesocestoididae
Source: the annotation of a GenBank genome assembly